UCUUUUCCGAGAUAGGGGAGGAUGGCAUUCGUCACAAGUUCAGAACUAGUGGAAAUGCCGUGGUGGUGUUGACGGCCCUUAGCAUUGCCGCCUACGCGACCCUUAUCGCGCUGACCGUGAGGCUGGACAAAUAGGCGGUCACGCCUCGCCAAGACACUUUAGGCAGUAUGUCUACAACCUACUGCGUACCUGCCAAGUACAUGCAGGAUGCGACGGGCUCAUCCUCCAAGUGCAGUCGAGAGACGUGGCACGCGGGUGUGCCGAGCCGACUUCCGCCAACAUCAAGCCAUAUCGACGUUCCAGCGCAAAGUUGAGGGGUGGCCCGACAGGGAUAAACUUGCAACACGAGUAAGACAUUUCCUGCCCGGGUAUGUGGGACCUGCGGUUCAUGACGAGAUGGAGCAUUACCGCUCUCAGUCACCCGAACUGGCAGCCUCACUGUCUAGGAUUAUCAUGUUGUCUAUGCUCGAACCAUUGCCUGCAAUGCUCGUAACUCGUUACACGGUACUCUAUGUCGCUGCUACGGGAGAUGAUUACCGGUCUAGUCCACUCCAAACUAUGGUGGCGCUACUGACGAUACGUAACGGUCCGAAGCGUGCUCGGGACGGCGUGUCGAAUAGUCGGAUUGGUCUGCAGUUCUCCUUGCAACAUGUCCCGAAGGGAAUACUUUCUGUACAUUACCUUCUUGUAUGGUUAAUCUGUCUCUUCGUAUUCAAUUACUCAUGGUCUAAUUCAUACAUCUAUUCACGACCCCUUCCCGACUUCACCAGCUCUUAUGUAGCCCUCCAAUAUAUAAACUGCAGUAUCCUCCGUAUCCAACUCUUCUCUUCAUAAAACUCCCAUCAUCUUGGAUACGUGGCACCUUAAUAGCCGGGUCGAUGAAUUUGAUAAAAUGGAUAGCCAAAGUAUCAUAUACAUUAAAAAACCAGUUACAAAAGCCUACUAUCUCUGGGAAAAGUUGACCUUGACUGUUGUAGAUGUCUUGCUCAUCGACAUGACUUAUAUA
Aspergillus neoniger CBS 115656 is the source of this 1006-nucleotide messenger RNA. RefSeq lists its product as uncharacterized. Lineage: Eukaryota; Fungi; Ascomycota; Eurotiomycetes; Eurotiales; Aspergillaceae. The transcript has a single exon. The record is from RefSeq and is a predicted model, not a curated record. Bases 208 to 834 code for a protein of 208 amino acids.